This is a messenger RNA of Portunus trituberculatus (swimming crab), 8472 nucleotides long. RefSeq names its product kinase D-interacting substrate of 220 kDa-like. Bases 867 to 7346 code for a protein of 2159 amino acids. The transcript has 28 exons. Gene Ontology annotation, molecular function: protein binding. NCBI's taxonomy places the organism in Eukaryota, Metazoa, Arthropoda, Malacostraca, Decapoda, Portunidae. The record is from RefSeq and is a predicted model, not a curated record.
UAGUGAAGGACUCUUUCUCUCUUCCUCCUCCUCCUCCUCCUCCUCCUCCUCCAUGACAGGUAGGAGGUAAUGGCUAAUUGGUCAGGUGUCCUCGCGUGUCCCACAUGGCGCAGUAGCCGCCAGGGACAUGUGUCUGUUUGUCAGGACACGCGACAUCACAGCGCCAGUUGGAAUUGUUAUCUCUCACUGUCUCUCCUUCCCUCACUGUCUGUAUUGCUGUCUAUAUGUAACACUGUCUCACGCUGCCUUACGCUCCCUCAUACACCCUCAUGCUACUUCACACUGCCUCUUAUUGCUUUACUUUGUUUUACACUACCUCACACACCCUCACACUACCUCAUAUUAACUCACACUGUUUUAAACUACCUCAAACUAUCUUACACUGCCUCACAUUACCUUAUACACAGCCUCACACUACUUCAUUUUACCUUGCACCAUCUCUCAUUGCCUCACACUACCUCACACUCAUUGCUUGCUAGUCAAUAACUCACUCUGCCUCACAGCCGCGCCACACACUGCCUCCACGCACAUGCCCCGUCCCGCGCCCCGCUGUUCUCUCUCCCUACACCAUCCAUCAUCGUUACUGCGGGAUUCUUUCCCCCUCCGCGGGGUGCCCCAGGCGUGGCAUCCUCCGUGCUUUGAGAGGCGGCCAUGAUUGCGCAGUGAGCCUUGAAAUAUCCUAGGGCGUCUGUGAUUGUAUUCGUCUAAUAUUACGGCUAUCUUUACCCCUUCCUUCGGUGUGUCCCCCCUGCGAUCAUCCCCCCACCCUCUCCAGGCCCCUCAGGCGAUGGAAAGGUCCCUGGCUCCACUCCCCGCCGCCAGACAUGCCCCACAGGACUUGCUGGUGAGCUCCCGCGCCUCUGAGAAUGUUGUACGCUAAGGACCUCGCCGCGGGUAUCCUACACCACGAGGAAGGACUCCCGCAGGACCCCAGACCCCUCCCUCACGUGGCCCCCCGCCCCCCCGGCCUUCACCCCGCCACGGAUCCGCACCCACACCCUGAAGCACGCGUGUUGCUCAGUGGCCGCGCCUCACCCCACGCCCCCACGACUGCACGCCCCGCCUCCACCCCCGCCUGCCCGCACACUCCAGCGCCGUGCAGUCCAGGCGAGUCAGACGCACGCCAGUCCUUGCACGCCUCGCACUCGCCUCUCCCACAGCCUCACUCGCCCCUCCCGCCACUCUCACAGCAUCACUCGCCCCUCUCCCAUCCUCAGUCCUUUUCUCACCCACUCUCAGCGCUCUCCCAGCCUCUCACCGCCCUCUCCCAGCCUCCCCCAGCAUACCCUCACCCCCACACCCCUCUGGACACCCCCCCGGGCAGCACAGGGAGGCUGGAUAACUCAGAACACACAAGGAUAAUUAGGAUAGCAGACACGGAGACUCAGAAUGAAGAUACGCAACACCACCAACACCAACAACACCAGCAACACCCGCACCUCCACACCCCCCCUCCCACUCACCCGCCUUCACCAGACUCCGGCGCCCCCCCACACCCCUACACCACGUCUGAAGGGGUGUAUAUUCUUCACACCUACGAUAAUUUACGUACCACGUCAACACCAGAGAGUCAACACCAGUCAUCACCACUCGCCUCUUCAUCACUACCACCUCCUUCUCCUCAAGUCACCAUCCCUAUCCAGUCACCACCGUGCCACACCACCAAGACGGAGAUCACUCACCACCACAGCGACUCACCACCACUGUCAUCACCAUCCCAGUCAUCGCAAGCCGCCAUGAAACCUAUGUUUUAUCUCCAUGACUCACCACUAUCAUCACCACCACCGUCACCACCACCACCGUACACCAUCAACCCUCUUUACUACAACUACCACAGGGACACACCACAUCACACCAUCACGCAUCACCACACGUCACCAUCAUCACUAUCAUCACCACAUCGUGCUUCUACUAGUGAUGACACGUGUCCCUCACCACCAUCACCAUCAUCACCAUACACGUUAGGGCAUUAUGGGGAGAGAGAGCAGAAGAUAGUGGAGGAAGAGGAGGAGGAGAAGGAGGAGGAGAAAGUAGAUGAUGAUGGAGAGAAGGAAAAGAACCGGAGGAGAAAAAUGGCUUCCGUGCUGUGGCCAUUUCCUGCUGGUGAUGACAAUGAUACUGACAGUGAUAGUGGUGAUGACGCCAACAAACAAACACCAGUGAGACAAAACCGAACCUUCUUGAGCGACAUUGAUAGUGACGAUAACGAUAAUGAUGGUGAUAAUGAUGGUGAUGAAGAUGACAAACACAGCAGAGACAGCGGAUGUGGUGAUAACGACAGUGACCACAAUGAGGAACAAACGAAAACGGGAAACAAAUCACCAUCAUUCACAUCACCACCAGAGCCAUCACCACCAAAACGACGACUAUCCCUCAACACCACCACCACCACCACCAGUAGGAUAUACGGAAGGAAACUGUCAGAGGAUAGCAUUCGAGUCUUCAGGAGGCAGAGAUCGCAGGAGGUUCUUUUGGCGAGGCGUGCGGCGAUUGCUAAGAAGUCCUGCAGUGUUGAUGAGGGCGUGGGGGCGAAUGUGCUGGGAAGACGUGGCAGUGAGGGUCUGUUCGCGCCCUUAAGAAGAUUGUCCGACUUAAGGCAAAUCACGCACACUCUUGGGCUUCACAUACACGGCUCGCUGCUUCACCUGGCCACUGAGAAAAGCAGAAAACAGUCCGAUCAGAUGGUCUCCCUGAGCUUCAGAACACUUGAGUCUUACAUCACCGAGGAGAACUUGGUUGGCCUGCAGACCUUCCUGGCGACGCGAUCUGUGGUUAUAGACGACAAGGACGAGAAUGGCGCCACGGCACUGCAUCUCGCGGCCAGCAGGGGCAAGCCAGAGCUAUGCAACGAGCUUAUCAUCCACGGAGCAGAUGUUAAUGCUGAGGAUAAUGACCAGUGGACAGCGGUCAUUGUGGCGUCCCGCGCGGGCCACAUGGACACAGUGGCCACGCUGGUGGACCACGGCGCCAACAUCCACCAGAAGGACAUGGGCGGCUGGACUGCUUUGAUGUGGGCGUGCUACAAAGGUCACAGUGAGCUGGCCCGUUACCUGCUGACCCGAGGCGCUGACCCAAGCACACAGGGUCAGCACCACAUGACAGCGCUGGUGUGGGCCGCUGGGAGGGGUCACACGGAGAUUGUUCACUACCUGCUGGACCACGGAGCGAAGUCAAAUGUGGGGGACAAGUUUGGUACGACUCCGCUCAUCUGGGCGUGUCGUAAAGGGUACUACGCCAUUGCUGAGGACUUGUUGAGGCACGGCGCUAGUGUGGAUGCCUCUGGAAUGUACUCCUGGACACCCCUACUGGUGGCGACACGAGGGAACUAUGUCGACCUGGUGAGUCUGUUACUGGAGCACAGACCGAACCUCAACGCGAUGGACAAGGACGGUGGCACAGCUCUGACUAUCGCCUGCAAGGAAGGGUACACAGAAAUUGCCACAGCGCUCCUCAACGGUGGCGCCUAUGUCAACAUGCAGGACCGCAAUGGAGACACAAACCUGAUCUAUGCAGCGCGGGGUGGCCAUCGCGCUGUGGUGGAAGCUUUGCUCAAGAAGUAUGCUGAUGUAGACUGUGUGGGCAAGGACAGGAAGACAGCGCUAUACUGGGCUGUGGAGAAGGGCCAUACCUCUGUUGUAAAGAUCAUACUAAGUGCCAACCCCAACCUGGAGCACACCACCAAGGAGGGCGACACCUGCUUGCUGCGCGCUGUGAGGAACAAAAACGCAGAGGUGGUGCAGCUCCUCAUUGACAAGAAGAGCAAGGUGAACGUAGUGGACAAGAAGGGUGACACUGCGCUCCAUAUAGCCAUGAGGGGACGCUCUAAGAGAAUAGUGGAGAUCUUGCUAAGGAACCCCAAGAACAGCCAGCUCCUGUAUCGCCCCAACCGCUCUCUGGAGACGCCUUACAACAUUGAUCUCUCCAACCAGAAGACAAUCCUCGGACAGAUUUUUGGAGCACGUCGUCUCAACACCAACGAAGACAAUGAGAACAUGCUUGGCUAUGACCUGUACUCCUCCUCCCUGGCAGACAUCCUCAGUGAGCCCUCCCUCUCCAUGCCCAUCUCCGUAGGCCUCUAUGCCAAGUGGGGCUCCGGCAAAUCCUUCCUUAUACGUAAACUUAAAGAGGAGAUGGGUAGUUUUGCCAAGCAGUGGGUGGAGCCGCUGUUCCAGAUCUCCCCCCUGGCAGUGCUGGUGGUGGUACACAUCGCCCUGCUGGUGGGCCUCCUCACUGCCGUGCCCUCGUUCAACCUCAUCGUGGGCCUUGCGGUUGGUGGCAGCAUCUUCAUCCUCCUCACCGUCUUCCUCUUCAUCAUAAGCCACAGCUCGAGAAGAUACGACUGGAAUCUCUGGUACCGGUGGAGCGUUGGGCUGGAGCGGCAGAUGUCAGCCUUCAAGUUGGUUCUCCAGGUCAUAUUCUGCUCUCCAGCCGGCGCUCAGCGGAAGGAGUGGAAGGACGGGGUGCAGGCGCGGCCGCUGAAGUUCAUCUUUGCCGAGGGGGCCAAGCCGAGCAGUACAGCAGCGGGGGAGAACUCAGUGGUGCAGAUGCUGGGCUCCCUCUUCGACAUGGUGGAGAGAGAGUACGGCAUGUUUGCUACCAGAUUCUACCGAGCGUUUAGACCGAAAGCGCAAGGCACCUCAUCCCCCUGGAAAUACCGUCGUCUAUGUGGCAUUCCUUACGUGGUCAUCUUCUUCGUGACGCUGGCCUGUCUUGUGGUGGUGGGGGUGAUUGGGGGUCUCUAUGGCUUUCACCCUGAGACGCCCCUGGAGAAGGGUGAGGUCAGAGCCACGGAGAGCAUGCUGGUUAGUGACGACAUUGAGGAAGAUGAUGAUGUCGCCAGCGGGGAAUCCAGUGAAGAGAACGAGUAUUAUGACAACCGGCCCUACCACGGUCACCUCAUGAAUCCUCUACUAAUAACGCUGGGGGUGCUGGUGGCGGUGGUGGUGGUGGCCAACCUUCACACCCUCGUCAGAAUGGUGUACUCCCUCGUCUUCUCCCAUCGUUGUCACCUCCUGCACUCUGUGGCCAAGCUGGAGACCAUUAAGACUGAGGGUUACCUGCAGACGCUGAAGAAUGAGGUCAACUUGAUGGUGGAAAUGGUGAAGUGUCUGGAUGCCUUCACAGUCCAGCAGACGCGGCUAGUGGUGGUGGUGGACGGCCUGGACAGCUGUGAACAGGAGAAGGUUUUGUCAGUGUUGGAUGCUGUACACACUCUCUUCACCGACUCCUCAGCGCCCUUCAUCAUCCUCCUGGCCAUCGACCCUCACAUCAUUACCAGGGCAAUAGAGCAGCACGUCCAUAGAGUCUUCAAUGAGUCUUCCAUAAGUGGCCAUGACUACCUAAGGAACAUUGUACACCUGCCCUUCUACCUGCAAAAUUCUGGACUCAGGAAGGUGAAACAGGCCCAGCAGGCUGCCGAGCGGAUGAGGGGCCGGUCGCAGAGUACGUGGCUGGAGGUGGAGACGGACUCAGUAAGCCUCGCCACCACCUCAGCUGUGGGAGGCAUCAGUCAUAUCCCCAUAGAGCGCUGUCUGUCCAAUGAUACCGGAUUCAGUAUUCCUAUCCCCGCCAACCGCCGCCUGUCCUCGGAAAGUGGCAUGAGUGCGUCACAGAACCUAAGACGUAAUAAUAGCAAGACCAGUCGACGCACUCUGAAGCCUUCGGACUCCAUUGCCUCCAGUAUUGGGUCGAAUCUCAAUAGGGUCGGUGGGGCGCAGGAUUUGACUAAGGUGUUGCUGACGGACGACUACUUCAGUGACAUCAACCCUCGGUCCAUGCGUCGACUGAUGAACGUCGUCUACAUCACUGGAAGGUUACUCAAGGCAUUCCACAUAGACUUCAACUGGUACCACCUUGCCUCGUGGAUCAACAUUACGGAGCAGUGGCCGUAUCGCGCCUCCUGGCUCAUCCUUUACUAUGAGGCCCAUGAGGAGGCACUGGAGGAGAAAACUUCACUCAAGGACCUCUAUGAAAAGAUCAAGAACCAGGUGCCCAUCUCUAAGGACAUGGACCCCCUGCUGGAGAUGGACAAGGAGGAGAAGAAGUUUGAGAUCUUCCUCUCCAUGCACAAAAACUCCCUUCACAUCUCAGACCUUAAAGUGUUCCUGCCCUUCACCAUCAACCUCGACCCCUUCAUCAGAAAAGUGAUCAAAGAGGACCAGCCCCAGUUUGAGGACGGACCACAGUUCAUUGGUCCGCCGGCUCCCUCCCCGUGGAGCUUCCAGCCAUACGACGGGGCCCCCAAGAGUGCCACCACCCCACGCAGACCGCCAAUGCGAGGGAACCAGAAGAACUCCACCGCCAGCCUGCCUCCACUUAAUCCGAUGAUGUGGGGGUACGGCCCGCCUCCCCCCUUCAUGCCAUCCAUCCAGUCCGCCUCCUCCGUCGAUCUCCACCAUGUGCCAAUCACCGUUAAUCCAGUUGCCGGUCUCAGCCCCACUCAUGCCAGUCUGCCGCCUGAAGUAGCGGACAAGAAGCUCUCCACCUUAUCUGUGGAUGGGCUGUUUGAGGUAUUCAGCAAGGUGGAGGGGGUCAGUGCCUCUUUGCUGCCCACUUACAAGGAGAAGCUGCAGGAACAUAACAUUAACGGCAAGGUUCUUCUCCACUGUGACCUGGAUGACUUGAAAAAGGUACUGCACAUGAACUUUGGUGACUGGGAGCUGUUCCGCAUCCUUAUCUUGGGCCUGAGGGAACGCGAGGUCGACGACGACUAUCUCACCAAAAACGUUCGCUUCGCCGACCACUCCCACGGUCACCAUGACGACCUAGACACCCCCGAUGGUUCCCUGGUCCAUAGCAGCCUCACCAGUCACCCCGGCAGUAUGGAGGGCUCACUGGCGAGACGGGGCUCAAGCCGCACCUCGUCAAUGCUGAGCAGUAGUGGUGGCGUCAGCAGCGGCAAGGAGAGGGACGAUGCACACAACUCAAUCCGCAAGACCACCAAACAAAACCUCUUGGCUAAGCAGGUACGUGGUGUGGAAUUCCUCUCGCCAAGUUGUAAGUGUGACGGUGUGAGGGCACGCUGCCUCCACUGCCCCCUGCCCUCUGGUCGGGGGAGCACGAGGCGGUCUAGUGGAGGUGACGCCAGCCUCGCCACAAUUACCCUCACUGGCACCACUGCGUCGGGCUCCAGCUUCAUGUCCUCCAUUCACAACGCAAACUUCUCUUGGGGAGGAUGUGAGCAGCAACAGUGGAGAGGAGGACCAGAACCUCCACCACCACCUCCACCAGCACCUCCACCACUACCUUCGGGACCCAGAAGACCCCCCCACCUCACCCUCUGCCCCCCCUGCAUCCCAUUACUGGCUGUAGAGACUGGAAAGAGAGACAAGAGAGAUAAGAGAUAACUUUGCGUCAGUGGUUCCAGUAUGUCAUUUACCGAGAGACUAGAUGAGUUUGUGACCUUGAAAGAGAUGAGAGAGACAAUAGAGAGAGAUUUUAAGAGACCCAGAGAACGUUGGAACAUGUUUUUGGGUUCUUGGGACCCAAAAAAUAUCAGAAAAGGACCAAAAAGACAGAUUUAAAGACCCAGAACCAUUGUAACGUUUUUUUGGGCUCUGAUGAUGAAAAAAAGACUAGAAAAGAACCAAAAGAGAGAGAUUUAAAGACACAGAAAUGCUGGAACAUGUUUUUUUUGGUUUCUUGUGACCAAAAAAGACCAGAAAAGGGACCAGAAAAGACCUCAUUCCUUCGUCACUGGACCACAGGAACACCACAGACCAUAUUUAUAUCUUGUGUCUUCAUUACCAGAGAAAAAAAUGGGGUGUUUGUUUAUAUCUGGCUACAGUGAUUGCUUUGUUCCUUUCCCGGUGAACAGAACUUUGCACCAGUGUUUGUUCUGCAGAGAGAGAGAGAGAGAGAGAGAGAGAGAGAGAGAGAGAGAGAGAGAGAGAGAGAGAGAACAGAAAGUGGUUUACUCGUAGACCAUUCUUCCCCCAGAGACUAGAGAGAAAAAAAGUGACAUUUAGAGAGAGAGAGAGAGAGAGAGAGUUAACAUUCCAUCUUCACUUCUUAGAGGUGGAGGAGAUAUUGUGAUAAAAGCAAUAUUAGAUAACGAUAGGAGAUAGAUGGAUAGAUAAAUAGAAGAGAGGCGAUUAGCGUGUCUCUUCAAACCCUGUGCAUUAUUAUCAUUAGGUUGUAUGUGACUUCCUCUUAUCAUUACCCAACCUUUGUAUGUUUAGAUAAGGAUGUAAAGAAGAGGUGCCUCCCCUAUCUUCUUUAUCUUAGUUGCCUUGUACCAUAUACCUAUUAUUAUUAUUAUUAUUAUUAUUAUUAUUAUUAUUAUUAUUAGGUUUGUUAGUGCUGGUUCAUGCUGGCUGUGAAUGAGAGAGAGAGAGAGAGAGAGAGAGAGAGAGAGAGAGAGAGAGAGAGAGAGAGUAUAGUUUCCUUCUCAUUAUGUAUUUGGAGAAAAGUGAUAAAAUAGAAAUAAGAGGAAAAUGAAGAGAAGAAAGAUAGAAGAAGAAGAAAGGAGGA